Drosophila navojoa is the source of this 1190-nucleotide messenger RNA. It is a transcript of the gene bi, whose product is annotated as T-box transcription factor bifid. NCBI's taxonomy places the organism in Eukaryota, Metazoa, Arthropoda, Insecta, Diptera, Drosophilidae. Gene Ontology annotation, biological process: cell fate specification; regulation of transcription by RNA polymerase II; positive regulation of DNA-templated transcription. Gene Ontology annotation, cellular component: nucleus; chromatin. The record is from RefSeq and is a predicted model, not a curated record. Gene Ontology annotation, molecular function: DNA-binding transcription factor activity, RNA polymerase II-specific; RNA polymerase II cis-regulatory region sequence-specific DNA binding.
GAUAGAGAGAGAGAUACAUAUAUAUCCAAGUACCUGUUCAACUGGCGAACUCGAACUCGAACUCAAACUCGAAUUCAAACUCGUAACGUAGUUUGUAAAAUUUAUUGCGUGACGCACAUGUUGUUGUAAAUUGUAAUGUAAUGAGAUACGACGUCCAGGAGCUGCUACUUCAUCAGUCUGCUGAGGAUCCAUUCGCCAGGUUCGCAAAUGGGAUGGCAUAUCAUCCAUUUCUGCAGCUCUCGCAAAGACCCACUGACUUCAGCGUCUCGUCGCUGUUGACGGCGGGUAGCAACAGCAACAGCAACAACAACAACGGCAACAGCAACAACAACGGCAACAACAACAGCAGCAGCAACAACAACAACAACAACACAGCUCAAGCUCUCAGUUCGCCAGGCUCGGGCGGUGCUGCAAAUUUUCGCGGCUCGCCCUCGCAACUCUCCCCGCUCAGCAAUCACAGCAACAACAACAACAACAAUAAUAACAACAACAGCAACAACAAGAACAACAAUCACUUGAACAGCAGCGAAUCAGGAUUGAGCGGCAGCCAGGCAAAUACGCCAACGGCAACGCCGCCGCCGCCGCCGCCACUGCCGCUGCCGCUGCCGGCCGUUGGAGUUGCCGCUGCCGCUGGGCCGCUGCCGUCUCUACCCGCGCACCACUCGCCCAGCGUUGCACCGCCGCCGCCGCCGCCACAGCCGCAGCCACCGCAACAGCAGCAACCACCUGCAGCUGGACUGCCACAGCAUCCAGUGCAUCCCACGCAUCCGCCGCCGUUGCCCCAGCAACAACAACAACAACAGCAGCAGCAGCAACAGCACUUGGGGCAGCAACAGCCGCCGCCGCCGCCAUAUUUUCCAGCUGCAGCGCUUGCCGCACUGGCCGGCAGUCCGGCGGGGCCGCAUCAUCCGGGGCUGUAUAGCGCCGCCGGCGGUUUGCGCUUCCCACCGCAUCCAGCGCAUCCGCACGCCCACCAUCCGCUGGGCACCGCCUACACCACCGCCGAGGACGUGGUGCUCGCCUCGGCCGUCGCCCAUCAGCUGCAUCCGGCGAUGCGACCGCUGCGCGCCCUCCAGCCCGAGGACGAUGGCGUCGUCGACGAUCCCAAGGUCACGCUCGAGGGCAAGGAUCUAUGGGAGAAGUUCCACAAGCUCGGCACCGAAAUGGUCAUCACCAAGAGCGGCAGGUAA